Molecule: messenger RNA, 3624 nt
Organism: Triplophysa rosa
Lineage: Eukaryota; Metazoa; Chordata; Actinopteri; Cypriniformes; Nemacheilidae
Gene: far1
Product: fatty acyl CoA reductase 1
Exons: 12
Coding region: 16-1743 (575 amino acids)
Biological process (GO): long-chain fatty-acyl-CoA metabolic process
Cellular component (GO): peroxisome
Molecular function (GO): alcohol-forming very long-chain fatty acyl-CoA reductase (NADP+) activity
Source: RefSeq, a predicted model, not a curated record
GAUUGGCCAUUGGAUAUGUUCCGCUGUGCAGACCUGGCAACCCUGGCUAAGCUUCCCUUCUGCAUUUCCUAUCAUCACUGUUGGAUAGAUCACUUGAACUCUCGGAUCACCACGCAAAUAUACAACACCAGGUGGAUUACUUUAAACAUCUCAGGGGUCUUACAGAGGAGGGAAGGUGCGCUCAGGAUGGUCACCAUUCCGGAGUACUACGAAGGAAAACAUGUUCUCAUCACAGGGGCCACAGGAUUCAUGGGGAAGGUCCUUCUGGAGAAGCUGCUGCGCUCCUGUCCCGGCGUCAGAGCUGCCUAUGUGCUCGUGCGACCCAAGGCGGGACAGGCUCCUGACGCCCGUGUCGCUGACAUGAUAAACUGCAGGCUUUUCGACAAGCUGCGAGAGGAACAGCCAAACUUUGCGGAGAAGAUCGUGGCAGUGAACAGCGACCUGACACAGCCGGACCUGGACCUGAGCAAAGAGGACCAGGAGACCCUCACAAGCUGCAUUAACAUCGUGUUUCACUGCGCUGCCACCAUCCGCUUCAAUGAGCCUCUGAAAGAUGCCAUGCAGUUGAAUGUGCUGGCCACACAGAAGAUGGUGAGCCUGGCUCACAGAAUUAAGCAUUUGGAGGUUUUUCUUCACGUGUCCACAGCCUACGCCAACUGCGACAGGGAGCUUAUCGAAGAGGUGGUCUAUCCACCACCUGUCGAUUACAGAAAGCUCAUAGACACGCUCGAGUGGAUGGAUGACAAACUUGUCUCUUUAAUGACACCAAAGCUGUUGGGCGAGCGGCCCAACACAUACACAUACACAAAAGCUCUGGCCGAACACCUUGUCCAGCAGGAGUGUGGAAACCUCAACGUUGCCAUCGUAAGGCCUUCUAUAGUAGGAGCCAGCUGGAAAGAACCCUUCCCAGGUUGGAUUGAUAAUUUCAACGGGCCCAGUGGAAUAUUCAUAGCUGCAGGGAAAGGCAUUCUACGAACAAUGAGGGCUUCGAAUAAUGCCGUCGCUGACCUCGUGCCAGUGGAUGUAGUCAUCAACACCACUUUGGCGGCUGCGUGGUAUUCAGGAUCCCAGAAGCAUUCCAGGCCGAGAAGCAUGUUGGUGUACAACUGCACAACGGGCGGGAUCAAUCCUUUCCACUGGGGUGAAGUCGAGUACCAUGUUAUAUCUACUUUCAAGAGGAACCCCCUUGAGCAGGCCUUCAGGCGGCCCAAUGUAAAUCUCACAACCAAUCACCUUAUCAAUCAGUACUGGAUUGCUGUGAGCCACAAGGCACCAGCUUUCCUAUAUGAUCUCUUCCUCAGGAUGUCAGGAAGAGAACCCAGGAUGAUGAAGACAAUCACCCGGUUGCACAAGGCCAUGAUGGUGCUGGAGUACUUCACCAGCCACUCGUGGGUGUGGAACACUGACAAUGUCACCAUGCUCAUGAACCAGAUGGGCGCAGAGGACAAGAAGGUGUUUAACUUUGACAUAAGGCAGUUGCACUGGGCAGAAUACAUGGAGAAUUACUGCAUGGGCACUAAAAAGUAUGUUCUCAACGAAGAACUGUCUGGACUUCCGGCGGCACGCAAACACUUGAACAAGUUGAGAAACAUACGCUACACAUUCAACACCGUCUUGGUAGUUUUGAUCUGGCGCAUCUUCAUCGCCCGCUCGCAGAUGGCCCGAAACAUCUGGUACUUUGUCGUCAGCUUGUGCUUCAAGUUUCUCUCUUAUUUCAGAGCCUCCAGCACUAUGAGAUACUGAUCCCCGAGCUCCCCAACCCUUCCCCAGACGGCUAUGCAUACACUUCUGCUUCGCGACACUCCGAGGUGCCUGCAGGUCCGAACAUACAAGCGUAGUAUCUGCUUUCUCACCCUCCCAUGCAAGCGCACCCUUGACAUAAGAGUGCGAGUGCACCCGACUGCAUGAAUUUUCAGAGCUCGAGGUCUAAGAAUAGCAAUAGCAAACUCUUGCUGAGCUUGUUCGAGCACUAUCGUACCUGUUCCACCUUCGAGCACAACCGGGUUGGGGGUGACCGUUGGUUAUGGUUUGCACACAGCAAGGAGGUAAUGAGCUCAGCUUUGUGCCUACAAUCCAGAAAUGACCCAUCAUGUGCCCAGUGUCUGUGUUAGAUCAUUCCUUGUCUUUAGGGGCUUGUUUUGCUUCACUUCAUUCUGAUAUCUCUCACUCUCUUUGAGAUGAAAGCAAUGAUUUACGUUUCACCUGAUAAGCGUCUCAAGCCACUGGCUCAAAGCCUACACACUUAGUUUCACUCGAGUUGUUGUAAUGUAAUCUUUGUUCUUUUGUCCUCUAUAUAUUCAUUUAUUUGUACUACUAGACCUCUGGUUUGGGGUCAUCUCGAUUUAUUAAUCAAUUCCUUUUUAUAGUGAAUCAUAUUCCUUUGACCUUUGUGUUUUUUUAGAAAUGUGGAAAACGCAACAUUUAACACCUCAGUUUGUCCACUUGCUUAACAGGUUGCCGUUUACAAAUAUUGGACAUUAUUCACAAAACAUGAGCAAAACGAAUUUGUGAAACUAUUCCAAAUGCAUGACUUGUUUCGGAACUUGUGUUGCUAUGAAUUUGCAUAAGAAUGGUUUACGAAUGAUUGUCAAGAAAGUUUGUUCUGCUCAUGUUCCAUCAAUGAUUGUCUCUUUCCACAACGCGUAAUGUUCAGGUAAUGGCUUUUGUAUAUACAUUUUCUCCAAAUUACUGAAACUGCCGGCUUUCAAAAUUCACAGCUGUGCAUUGACUUUAUUUUUAUUUUAUUUUUUUGUUCUUCAGCGGACUCUUGAGGAGGGUUACAUUUACAAUAAUUCUGUGUUUCGUUUCAAAUCAAUUUGUUCUUAUGUGUUCUGUGAAUUGUGCCUGAGUGUUGAUGCAAUGUGAGAGUUUUCUAAAUGUUACUGUAGAUCUAUUUAGAUAGCACUGUAAUUUAAUAUUGUACAUUAACAAGUAUUUUCCAUGAUUGAAAUAAUAGGUUGUUUAUUGUGCAGAAUGACAGAGGUGUGCUACUAAUCACAAUACAAGUUAUUUUUACAGAUUACUCUGAAUUUAUGGUUGUCACACCAGUUUAACUCUUUGCGCAGCUUAAUGGUCAUAUUUGCAAAUGCUAGUUGAUGGAUGUUGUUACUAACUGUGGAUUAUAGAUUAAGCACUUGUCUUUUCUAAUUUACGGAAAGGGAUCCUUGCCUUCAUGUUACCGCCUGUAUCGGGAUCCAUAUUUUUAUGUGGGGAUUUGACUGGAAAAGUCAUUUUGAAACAGUUUAACUGUAUGUAUUCAGGUUCUUGUGAAAAUGAGUUUCACCCAGAAAACAGGGUCAAAUGAAAAGCACACAGUGAAACCAUUUUUGAAAUGGUCAGAUCUGAGUUGGGUAACAAAAAACAAGUCACUUCAUAACAGGUCUCAACACCCCGGGUAUUUUCUUUUCUGAUCACUAUAAAUGUAAGAUUGAUUAUAACAGUAUUUGAUGUUACAAGUGGGGUUGUUCCCUGUUCGUCUGCCUUACACGUUUUUGUAGGGUCUAAUAUACCGUAAUAUUCAAGAAAACUUACUCCUAUAUUACAAGAAAACAAUGUCAUGCUGUCUAUGGUUUCUGAUUGAAUCGUAAUUGCCACAUUAAAAUGUCAGAGGGGGUUAAAAAUCAA